AGUAGAUCGAUCAGACCAACGCUCUCAGCACAUCCAUCGCAUACCGGAUACCUCACGCUCUCUUCGCCAGAGAUAAACGCGCAUACUAGUCUCUUCUCCGAAGAUCUUGCAACUCAGGCUGCAUCAGUACCCGACUUGUCGAACAUUCCUCAAAUCGUGGAGCCUCGAGAUCCCCUCCCUUCUCCUGUCACAUCAGGCCGCAGUCCUUCUCCGCUAAGGGAAGCUUUCAUUCUUCCUCGCAAGAAGUCAGCAGGAGGGGAAGAGUCGGUCAAAUCAUCUGGGAGUGGUGGAGGAGGGUUGGCCGGGUUGUUCAAGACUUCGAGCAGGAGAAACAGUGUGAGCACUGAGCCAAUUCCAGCAUUGGGCGAGGUUCCACCAUUGAUACCGCCAAAGGAUACCAUUGCCUCGAGCUCGGUGCCAACUAAACCGGAGACUCCUCGGUCACGUCUCUCGAAACCAUUCUCUACCAUCACACCGCCUAAUCUUCUGAGCACCCCCACAACGUUCAUUACACCUCCCACGCCCACGGACUCGCACGCAGAUUUCAAGACUUUCGCCAAGGGCUCAGUCUCGCCAAAAAAGAGCCUCAACUCCGUGGAAAGCAUCCGACACAGACGCGCACAGUCCGCGACUCUACCCAGCAAGCUAUCCGGUUCCCUGAACUCGCCUCUAUCGCCAACCGUUGAAGAAGCGAAGACUCCCGGCGGGACAUUGACGCAGCCGAAUGCGAGUGCUGCUACCGGUUUCUUCUCCUCGGUCUUUUCUGUAGCGCAGAAGGCGGGCACACAGCUGAGCAACACCAUCGUACCUCCGCAAAAGAGCAAGUCGAGUAACAUAGCACAAUCCGAAGCUGCGGGCAGUGACGGAGUGAGAUCUGGACUAGACCGCAAAUUUGACACUGUUGCAACGCCAGGCGAUAGGCAGCAGCCGCUCGCAAUAAAAACCCUUGGGAGAGGCAAUCUGAGUCUCACUGAUCUCGGAAUCUCCGAAGGUGUCGAGAGCAACACAAUGCCAACGACCACGGAGCUGCAACAGCAUGACGCUCAAACUCAGAAUGAGAGAAAGGUGGAAGAGCAGGCAGCGGCUCGCGCUGUGUCUUCUGCAUACGAACAAACGACAACUCCACGACCAAUGUCAAUAUCUUCGGUAGAUCCGCUCCCAGGUGUGGGUGAGCUCACGCCGCCCCCCAGAGCAAUGCUUGAUGGUGACAAAGAUGGCGUGAAGAGGUCCAACAGUGUCCGAAGCAAGAUAAGUGGAAGACGGAGAAAGCACAGAGCAAGUUCCGCUACUCAAGGAACGAACAACUCCAUUGCAGCCGCUCUCAAAGACAGCACGAUGGGAAUCGCCAACGUGGCUAUGAACGGUCCCGGCCAUCGCUUGACGGGCUUCGCAGUUGCGAGUAAUAAGCGGAACAAGGACUUUCACCAGCUUUUUCGCAGUGUACCCGAAGACGACUUCUUGAUCGAAGACUACAGUGCUGCCUUGCAACGGGACAUCCUUCUCCACGGCAGGCUCUACGUAUCGGAAGGUCAUGUCUGUUUCUCAAGCAACAUCCUCGGCUGGGUGACAAACUUGGUUAUCAGCUUUGAUGAAAUGACUGCAGUUGAGAAGAAGAGCACUGCUAUGAUCUUCCCGAACGCCAUAGUCAUCUCGACUCUGAAUGCUCGCAACACCUUUGCCAGCUUCGUUGCACGCGAUUCCACCUACGAACUACUCAUCGGCAUCUGGAAGAUUAAUCAUCCGAAUCUGAAGAGCUCCCUGAACGGUGUCAUGCUUGACCAAGGAGGCACUGGUGAUAAGACUGAGGUCGCAGAUCCUGAUCAUUCUGACGGCGAGACCGACGAAGAAGGCAGCGAGGACGACGUCUAUGAUGAAGACAAGGACGACGAUGCUCUUAGCUUCACCGAUGAUGGCAUGGAAGCCAGCACCAUCGUCAGUGAAGCUGGCGACUUGCCGCUGAGCCGAAAGCCAUCAACGACACCAAUAGGAGCUGCCACAAUGGCCGCUGAAGGUGCUGCCACAUCACCAAUCAAGGGCAGCGACUUUCCCGGUCCCGUCACGCAUGCGCCCACCCAGUGCUCAGAAUCUGCUGAACACUACGACCGACCUCUGACUGAUACCAUCAUUCCUGCUCCACUUGGCAAGGUCUACUCGUUGAUGUUCGGAUCAGCCUCUGGAGCAUUUAUGCGAAAGUGGCUCGUCGAUGAUCAGCAGUCACGCGAGCUGAACUAUGUGGACGACAAGACCGGUCUCGACAACGAGCAUACAUCCUUCACCUUCGACUACAUCAAGCCCUUGAGCAAUCCAAUCGGACCUCGCCAAACCAAGUGUAUCACAACAAACACUGUCAAGGCUUUUGAUCUUGAGAAAGCCGUCUCGAUAGACUGCAGCACACAGACCCCCGACGUACCCAGUGGGAAUGUGUUUACGACCAAGACCCGGUAUUGCUUGAUGUGGGGUCCCAGCAACUCGACACGCAUCAUCGCCAGCUGCACAAUCGAAUGGACAGGCAAGAGCUGGAUCAAAGGCGCUAUCGAGAAGGGUGCGAAUGACGGUCAGAUCGAGUACGUCAAGCAGAUCAUCGCCGCACUCAAAGCUGCUGUCACAACAGCAAAACCCGCAGCCAAGGGUCCCGUCAAGAAAGGCAAACGAAGGGGCAAGAAGGAGGCAUCAGACCCCAGCGAGGUCGUGGCCCAUGGCGAAGGCAACAGAUCUGUAAUACAACAGACUCCCAACUGGGGCCUGUUCGAACCUGUCCGCCAAAUCCUCGACCCUAUCUCCUCGAUCCUGGGACCUCUAUUCACAUCGCAAGUCAUCAUCGUCGUGAUGGGUCUGCUGCUAGCAUAUACCUGGCUCUGGUCUCCACGGCGCGGCACGAGCAUCGGGCAAUUUGCUCACACCCCGCCGGAACGACUCGCCGCAUACGAGGAGAUCUGGCGACGGGAAGAGAGUGCGCUGUGGGACUGGUUGGAAGAUCGAGUCGGACUGAACGAAAUGUACGCGCCGGCUCCGGAUCGAGUCGACAGGCAGAAGAUCUUGAAUGCGAGAAGUAUGGGCAAGAAAUUGGAGGACGAAAGGAUGACGGAUAGGCAGGUCGAUGAGGCCAUUCGGACGACGGAAGAGAAGCUGGCGGCACUGAAAGCUGCGGUUGAGAGGAAGAAUAAAGAGCGUAAGGCGGUGUAA
Messenger RNA from Zymoseptoria tritici IPO323, 3183 nucleotides. RefSeq lists its product as uncharacterized. The record is from RefSeq and is a predicted model, not a curated record. Gene Ontology annotation, biological process: intracellular sterol transport. Gene Ontology annotation, cellular component: endoplasmic reticulum-plasma membrane contact site; endoplasmic reticulum membrane; mitochondrion. The annotation marks the transcript as partial. NCBI's taxonomy places the organism in Eukaryota, Fungi, Ascomycota, Dothideomycetes, Mycosphaerellales, Mycosphaerellaceae. Gene Ontology annotation, molecular function: sterol transfer activity; sterol binding. The transcript is spliced from 3 exons.